Messenger RNA from Syngnathus acus (greater pipefish), 2385 nucleotides. It is a transcript of the gene pcyox1, whose product is annotated as prenylcysteine oxidase 1. Gene Ontology annotation, molecular function: prenylcysteine oxidase activity. The record is from RefSeq and is a predicted model, not a curated record. Bases 118 to 1653 code for a protein of 511 amino acids. Gene Ontology annotation, biological process: prenylcysteine catabolic process; prenylated protein catabolic process. The transcript has 7 exons. Lineage: Eukaryota; Metazoa; Chordata; Actinopteri; Syngnathiformes; Syngnathidae.
CACGGAAGGGACGUCGUUCAUCUCUUUUCAACUGUUCAAACUAACAACAGUUUAUUAGUUUCGCUUCGAGCCAAGCUUCGUCUAUAAUACGUCGUUUUGAAAACUUCCCCGUUUUGUAUGUUGUUGGACCACAUCAUGUGUGUUGGGACCCUCAGCCUGGGAGUCUUCCUUCUCUUGGCAAUUUGUCACAGUUUUGCUUCAACUCAGGAGCUGCACAAACCACCCACAAACAUUGCUGUGGUAGGAGCAGGCAUCGGCGGCUCGGCCGCAGCCUUCUACUUGAGGCAGGAGUUCGGACCUACGGUCAAGAUAGACGUGUUCGAACCCGGCGAUGUCGGUGGAAGACUGGCGACGGCGCAGAUAGCAAACCAGGAAUAUGAAACGGGAGGUGUGGCGAUCCAUCCCCUCAACCUCCACAUGAAGCACUUUGUUGACAAAUUAGGCAUCUCCACACGUCAGGACGUCCCGUCGAAAAAGGCGGUCUUUGACGGCAGUGAGCUCGUUUUCGAAGAGAGUGACUGGUUCAUCGUAAACUUCUUGCGCAUGCUGUGGCGCUAUGGGCUCAACUAUCUGUUCAUGCAGAUGUGGGUGGAGAGUGUUAUGGAUAAAUUUAUGAGGAUCUACCAGUACCAGCAGUACGGUUACUCCUUCACCAGCGUGGAGAGGCUUCUGCACGCCAUGGGAGGGGAUGACUUCCUCAGCCUGAUGAAUCAUUCGCUGGAGGAAACCAUGAGAGCCGAAGGAUUUCCGCAGAGCUACCUCAACGACGUGGUGGCUCCCCUCACGCGCCAAACCUACGGCCAAAGCGUCCGCAUCAACGGCCUCGCGGGGGCUGUGUCAUUGUCGGGGUCUGACUCAGGCCAUUGGGCUGUGGACGGAGGCAACAAAAGAGUUUGCUCAGGACUUCUUUACCACAGCAAGAGUGAACUCAUCCGAGCCAGCGUGACCAACAUUUUGUUCAAAGUCCGCCCUUCCAAGACAGGGCCCUCCGUUGGGUUCUAUGAGGUCAAUUAUGUUGGAGACACCGGUGCAGGGCACUCCAUGUAUGACAUCGUUGUCAUAGCAACCCCACUUCACCAGGGCAAGUCUGACAUCUUGUUCUCAGGUCUAUCUCCGCCCGUGAUGUCCCAUUUCCCAGGCAUCUACCACCGAGUGUUCUCCAUUCUGGUCCACGGCGUGCUUAACACGUCCUACCUUGGAGUCACACGGCCCCCUUCGGAAUUCACGGUGUCUGAAGUUCUCACCGCAGAUUCCAAAGAACACAUCAUGUACAGUUUAACAUCUGUCGAUCCGGUCCACAUCCCGGCCGGCUACAGCCGACCUUCCGCCAGCCACAGCAAAGUUUGGAAAGUGUUUUCUUCACGAGAGCUAGACCAAGAGGACCUGCGUCGUUUGUUCCUCUCGUGGGAUUCGGUAUCACAGACUCCAUGGCUGGCCUACCCCACUUACCGCUCCCCACAACGCCAGACCCCGCCUUUUAUCCUCCACAGCAGACUCUACUACCUCAGCGCCGUGGAGUGGGCAGCCAGCUCCAUGGAGAUGAGCGCCAUCUCAGCCAGGAACGUGGCGUUGCUGGCGCACCACCGCUGGCACCAGCAGAAGGGCCGGAUCGACCAAGAGGACCUGCACACGCGCUUGCGGGGGGAACUCUGAAGCACAAGGCAUUGGCCCGAAAACAUCAGGUAUUUGGUUGGAAUCAGGGUCAGAUUUAUUUUCGGCAACAGAAUUAUUAUUAUUAAGUGAUGAUUUGCCAAAAAUAUGUCUUUUUAUCGCUUCCAGAUGAGCUGCUAGUCUGCAAAGUGGCACCUACAGCGUAGGCAAAAUAUUGUGCCGUUUUUUCUCAUUGGGUCCGUAGAACAUUUAGAGUCCUGUAAUUAAUUUAACAUUGAUUUAGUCGUUUUUUUCUUAAAAACAAUCUUUACAAUAUGUGUGCCCUCUCUUGUCUAAUUCUGAUUAUUAUCGCCUUUGUGGAAUAUGAGUUAAGCAAAAAUGGCCGCCCCCAGGAAUGGAUAAUAACGGGUCGUUUUUUAAGUUUUAUUUAUAUUCCACAAAUACAAUAUUAAUCAAAAUGUUUUUUUUCUUUUCCAUCACUGGUUUCCAUCUCAAGUAGACCUAUUAUGAAAAUUCAACAAUUUUUCAUCAUUUAGAUUGAACUUUGCUUCACUUUAAAAGCGCCCCCAUACACGUGUUCGUUGUUUCUGAAGUCAGCCUCACAAGAAUGAAAGGCACGUUUUGCGGAAGUUAUUAAGCAACACUUACUACUCCAAACUACUAGUUGUGGUUUUCUUUGUUCCUAACAGGCGUGACUGCAUUGCACUGACAUGAAUUGCAAUAAAUUACUGAGCCACGUGGAAUUGUAGCGUAGAGCCCAACCUAUAUGAGUUU